Geodia barretti is the source of this 1244-nucleotide messenger RNA. Lineage: Eukaryota; Metazoa; Porifera; Demospongiae; Tetractinellida; Geodiidae. The record is from the annotation of a GenBank genome assembly.
CUACCGACUGCGGUAUGGCCAGGCUAUUGUGUUAUGUGAAUGCGUCACAUAAAAGCGCAUCUCCCACGGAAUCCGGUUUGUUUUGUGGACGACGAAACUGUUAAUCACACCGGCGGAGGAAGACUGCCCGUGUCCAGAGUGCCGAGCGUUUGCAUUGAGUCAUGGGUGCUAAUAGCAGUUCACAUCAAAUGGUACCCAGAAAUCCGCAGAGUGAAGAACCAGAUGCACCGGGUUCCCUCAUCCCACCGAGCCGACUUAGAUCCCAGGCCACCGCUCGACACAAGUACCUCUUGUCUCUGGACCGCAGCAUGAAGGUGUUUCUCCGGGCCAGCAACCUCCCUGGACUAGAGUACCGACUGCGCCUUGCCGGCUACCACACUUUCCACGACCUCCUCUCCACCGACAGACAGACCCUUGAGUCGAAAGGAUUUACCGGGAUCAUGGCGAUGAGGCUCCUGCGUGCCAUCGCCGACUACCUCCGCAGACAGCUCUCUCGGAGCGAGGAAGAACGACUGCCCUUCCGGCUGGUUCGCAGGGGGCAGAGGAUACAAACCGAGCCCUCGGAGAACAUGAGGGAUAACCCAAACUUCCAAAAGAAGAAUGUCAAGAGACGUAAAUUGACUGGGGAAGAUUCGAAGGGGCCCAGUGGCGGGCAGUUGCAGGCGAGUCAGAUGGCGUCUCGCAUACGACUUAUGGCAGAGAGUGAUCUGGAGCUCCAGCAUCUCAUUUCCCCUCCUCCAGAGCUGGCCACGGCUGGCGAGAACACGGAACACUCCACUGAGGACUCUGCUACUGUGGAGGGCAAUGAACACACGGAGACUGAACAUGGAACUAGCGAGGUUUCUACAACUAAUAGCAGUGGGGGAGAUGGUGGCCCGUUACCGCCGGAAGACGACAGGGGUCAGAAGAUACUCGGGGUGAUUGUGAAAGACGACGAAGCUCUUCUCGUUGUGGAAGAAGACGGUUCUCCAUCGCCCGGGGAAGACCCCCCAAUCUCAGAGCUAGAUGAUGCUGUGCUUAGACAAGAAGCUUUGCUCUCACUGAACCAGCUUCGACAACCGCCCACAGAAACUACCACCAGACACCUCUAUGUGGGUGUGGAAGAAAAUGACUCCAGUCCAACUGGCACUCCACUGCCGCGAAGUUUUUCAAUUCCAGCCGACCUGAAGUGACCCCUCAGAAUCCAGCUGAGGAAUUUGUUUUUAACCCCAUCAGAGCUUUCUCCUGCACCAUCUCUCCACCCC